Messenger RNA from Boeremia exigua, 2380 nucleotides. Its product is annotated as aminotransferase class-III-domain-containing protein. NCBI's taxonomy places the organism in Eukaryota, Fungi, Ascomycota, Dothideomycetes, Pleosporales, Didymellaceae. The transcript has 3 exons. The coding region runs from base 421 to 1890 and encodes 489 amino acids. Gene Ontology annotation, molecular function: pyridoxal phosphate binding. Gene Ontology annotation, biological process: GABA catabolic process. The record is from RefSeq and is a predicted model, not a curated record. Gene Ontology annotation, cellular component: mitochondrion.
CUUGUUUGGAGCGUGUAGCGCGUGUAUGGGGCCUACACUGGCGUGUAGCGAUCACGUUGCCAGCGUUUGUGGCCCAGAGUGGCUAGGCGGUGACGGACCCUGGCUACGCUAAGCUUUGGGGUCGCGUGGAGUAGCUCUUUUCGGGCAAAGUGCCAUACUUCAUGCAACUGCAACGGCUGCGAUUGAUAGCGGUCUGCGGGGAGUAUAAGAUGCAUUGCGCCCUUCUGGGGGUCGCUAUCUCCGGCCGCACCGUUCAUUGUUCCCUGAAAGACAUUCGAGUACAGCAGCUGCUUCGACAAGCAUUCCAUCACGUAACAGGGUCGAAGCUGUGGUCCACCCCGCAUUCGAGCUCCCCCUCAGCGUUGGAUAUAUUUCUGUGAGAGCCCGCACAUAGCCGCUCCUCGACAUUCCAACCUCACAAUGGCUUCCCUUCUCCGUACAGCAGGCCGCGCGCGGUCGACAUUUGGCCGCCCAACUGCACAGACAGCGUCCAGUGCGCUGCGACGACAGUAUGCCGCCGCCGCUGCUGCUGCCGUCCCGACCGACGCAGGCGAGCAGGCCUUCUUCCCUGAUGAGCCGAGCCAGCCCAUCGUCAAGACGCAGAUUCCAGGUCCCAAGAGCAAGGCUGCGAUCGAGCGCCUCAGCAAAGUCACCGACACACGCAGCUUGAACAUGAUGGCCAACUACCAGCAGAGCUACGGCAACUACAUUGCAGACCUCGACGGCAACGUGCUGCUCGACGUGUACGCGCAGAUCGCGUCGAUUCCCGUGGGCUACAACAACCCCGCGCUGCAGCUCGCGGCCACGUCGCCCGAGAUGGCGUCGGCCAUCAUCAACCGCCCAGCGCUGGGCAACUUCCCGCAGCACGACUGGGCCGACAUCCUCGAGACGGGCAUCCUCGCCGUGGCGCCCAAGGGGCUCAACCAGGUCUUCACCGCCCAGGCCGGGUCCGACGCCAACGAGCUCGCGUACAAGGCUGCCUUCAUGUGGAAGCGCCAGCAGGAGCGCGGCAGCUACGACGCCGACUUCUCCGAGGCUGAUAUCAGCUCGUCCAUGGACAACAAGUCUCCAGGCGCCCCCGACAUGUCCAUCAUGUCCUUCAAGAAGGGUUUCCACGGCCGCCUCUUCGGCAGCUUGCGCCCUUCCCCACCCUCCGCUACCCCCCUCGACCAAUUCGCCGCCGAGAACGCCGCCGAAGAGCAACGCUGCCUCGACGAGACCGAGCGCCUCAUCAAGGAAUUCCCCAAGCCCGUCGCUGCCGUAGUCAUCGAGCCCAUCCAGUCUGAAGGCGGCGACAACCACGCCUCGCCCGCCUUCUUCCAGGGUCUCCGCGCGCUCACAACCCGCAACAACGUGCUGCUCAUCGUCGACGAAGUCCAAACCGGCGUCGGCGCCACCGGCAAGUUCUGGGCCCACGACCACUGGAACCUCUCGUCGCCCCCGGACAUGGUCACCUUCUCCAAGAAAGCCCAGACCGCGGGUUACUACUACGGCAACGACGCCCUGCGCCCCAACAAACCCUACCGCCAGUUCAAUACCUGGAUGGGCGACCCGGCGCGCGCACUGCUGUUCCGCGCCAUCAUCCAGGAAAUCAAGCGCAUGGACCUCGUCGCCCACACCGCCGCUACCGGCGACUACCUGUUCGCGGGCCUGCAGCGCCUCGCCGAGCGGUAUCCCCAGGACAUCCAGAACCUAAGGGGUAAGGGCCAGGGCACGUUCAUCGCGUGGGACACGCCCAGGCGCGACGAGGUGCUGCGCAGUGCCAAGGCGCACGGCGUGAAUAUUGGCGGCAGCGGGAUGGAGGCUGUGAGGCUGCGGCCGAUGUUGAUCUUCCAGAAGCAUCACGCGGAUAUGCUGUUGGAGCGGUUGGAGGCUGUUAUCAAGCAGUAAGCGGGGGAGUCAUGGUGCAAGGAAGGCGGAAAGAUUUGAUGAGUCUAUGCGUGGAGUUAUGGCGUUGGGGAAUUGGGGACUUGGGAUUGGCGGUGAUGCUGUGUUGGAGUCUAUAGCUUUCGACGGUCUGCGUCAAAAGUAGUUCUAUCAUCAAUUGAUUGCGCUCCUCCUACCCCUCUUCCUUCUUCCUUCGUCUUCUUCUUCUCUUCUUCUUUCAACCUUCUUGUCCUUCGCUUCGUUCGCCCCACUGACGCGAGUGGUCUCCACGACCCAGCAAUCAUGUGCCCAGGCCCACGCUGCCCUGCUCAUGCAGCCUUCUCGCAUCACGCACACCACGCCCCCUGCAAGCAGAGCGGACACUUGUCGCCAUAGCUGGCGCAUGCAGCUAUGGCACUACAGGCCGCCAGAAUGAGUGAGGCGUUGAGAUUGCUUCAGCUGGUGCUGUAGACGCGCACGCCACGCACAGACGAACCAUGUUCCGACGGCGUCC